Candidozyma haemuli is the source of this 2367-nucleotide messenger RNA. It is a transcript of the gene ARC19, whose product is annotated as Arc19p. Gene Ontology annotation, biological process: actin filament polymerization; Arp2/3 complex-mediated actin nucleation. The record is from RefSeq and is a predicted model, not a curated record. The transcript has 2 exons. NCBI's taxonomy places the organism in Eukaryota, Fungi, Ascomycota, Pichiomycetes, Serinales, Metschnikowiaceae. Bases 1 to 2367 code for a protein of 788 amino acids. Gene Ontology annotation, cellular component: Arp2/3 protein complex; actin cytoskeleton. Gene Ontology annotation, molecular function: actin filament binding.
AUGAGUACAUGGCAAGAAGCCCACGACGACCAGGGUCGAACGUACUACUAUAAUGUGUUGACGCACGAGACGUCGUGGGAGAAACCAGCCGAACUGGCGCCGCUGGCAACGUGGAAGGCGUACAAGACAGACGAUGGAAGAGAGUAUUAUCAUAACGAGGCAACUGGAGAAACCACCUGGGAUAAGCCUGAAGGGUUUGGCGAGGAGGAGAAGGUGUCUGAGGAAAAGGAGGUGGCUGAAGAGGUCGCUGAGCCCGAGGAGGAGACGUUGACUGAGCUAGAUAAGGAAUUGGCUGCGCAGAAGGUGGAAACUGGAGACUUGGAGAAGUAUAAGGGUGUUUCUGAAGAAGAGGCACAGGAGUUGUUCUUUAAGAUGAUGGAGCUGGAGGGGGUUGAUUCUACGUGGUCGUUUGAGAAGGUGAUCCAGACGUUUGUGAAGAACCCUUCUUACUGGGCUGUUUCUGAUCCGCUGAAGAGGAAACAGUUGUAUGACGAGUACUUGGUGAAUAAACUUAAGCUGGAGGCUCAGAAUAAGACCCAGGUGGUUGAAAGCGCCAAAGCAAACUUUACGCUGGUCUUGGACGAGUAUCGUAAACAGGGCAAGCUUAAUAGACAUACGCGAUGGGUCUCGGUUAAGGAUAUGUUGAUCAAGGAAGAUAAUCCUAUUUUCAAGCAUUCUGUUCUUGGAGAUGGCCAGCUCAAGGCUAUUUUUACGGAGGUGAUCAAUGGCAUUGCUAAGGAGGAGGAUCUGAAGCACGAGGAGAAGAAAGCAGAAGCCUUGGCUGAGUUGGAGACUUACUUGCAUCAGCUCGUGCUGGGGCUUGAUACAAAGACGAUAUCGUGGGAUAAACUCUACGAGAUGCUUCAAACAGACGCCAGGUUCAAGGCAAACAAGCAUUUUUCCAUUUUGAAGAAACUUGAUAUUCUAGAAUUGUACAUGGCCAAAGUGUACCCCAAGAUCAAGGAGAACAUCGGGUCUCAAGUUAGAAAGAUGGAGAAGGAAAACUACAGAUCCGAUAGAAAAGCACGCGAGGCGUUCAAGUUGCUUCUACAAAAGAAAGUCAAGAUCAAUGCUAGUUCACUCUUUCAAGAUCUUCUUCCGCAGUUUGAGGAUGAAGAUGUUUUCAUAGAACUUUGUGGGCGCAACGGAUCUACGCCGUUAGAGCUAUUCUGGGAUAUUGUUGACGAGAAGAGUCAAGAGUUGAAGGUGAAGAAGGACUUGAUUGAGGCUGUAUUGCGUGAUUCUAAAGCCGAUAACGAUGUGACGUUCGCUUCCAGGGAAAGCUUCGUUGAAAAGCUUCAAGAGAUUCAGGAUGACCGUCUAAAUGCGUUUGAUUUGGAAGAUAUUUCUGAAGACAGUGAAGUCCUGGUCAUCUAUAGCCAGCUCGUGCAUACCCGAAUGCUCCAGGCUCAAAAGGCUGUUUCAGAGUUCGAGAACUCUAUUCCGCAAAAAGCUCGUGAGCUCGCAUCCUGGCUACAUCAGCAUCUACCAGAGCUCGAUAUAAUAGAAGUGCAAGAAGAGGAAAAAGAAGUGGAAAACAAAACUAUCAUCUUAAAGAAGUCCCAUACCUACUCAUUGAAGAAGCACCACGACAACCUAGAUGCCUGGUCAUCCAAGCUCCAAAACGCCCCAUCUUUCAAGAAAGCAGAAACCACCGCUAUCCAAAUCUAUCACGACCAACCUGACAAAAAAUUGGAGAAACUCACCAGGCUAAUCCACGACAGUACCACUAAGCUUGUCGCAUUGCUCAACCAACAGCAGGAGAAGAAGAGAUCUGCACCAGAAAAGGAACCAACAGAAUUAAAGAAACCACGCAAAGAAGUUGAAAAGAAGCCAAUUUUUACUAACCCCCAGUCUCAAUCGUUGAAACCAUACUUAACCGCGGUGAGAACGUCUUUAACGGCGGCCAUCUGUUUGGAGGAUUUUUCGUCGCAGCUCGUUGAGAGACAUAACCGUCCAGAAAUCGAGGUCGACAACAGCCACAACCCAGAGCUUAUUCUUAACCCAGUGACUAUUUGCAGAAACGAGAAUGAGAGAAUCUUGAUUGAGCCAUCCAUCAACUCUGUGAGAGUGUCCAUUAAAAUCAAGCAGGCAGACGAGAUUGAGCAGAUCUUGGUGCACCAGUUCACCCGUUUCUUGACCCAGAGAGCGGAGAACUUCUUUAUUUUAAGGCGAGUGCCAAUUAAGGGCUACGAUAUUUCGUUCUUGAUCACGAAUUUCCACACAGAACAGAUGUUGAAGGACAAGUUGGUUGACUUUAUCAUUGAGUUCAUGGAAGAGGUUGACAAGGAAAUCAGUGAAAUGAAGUUGUUCUUGAACGCUCGUGCCAGAGUCAUUGCCGAAAGCUACUUGACUCCAUUUGAUUAG